CUCGAACAGAAUUUCGGACAAUAUCGCUAGAGCAUAUUCGUGAGAAUGGCAGAAGAAGAUUCAGGACGCCCAAGAGCUAGGUCCGCAGCAGCCAGCGAGACCCCGGUCUCACCGAUCGGUGAUCGACUCGUCUCUCCCAGAAGGAGAAUUUCCGCAUGGGAUGAGCCUAUGCCACGACGUCGUAGUGGCAGCGGGGUCCUUAGUAUAGGCGGCCGAGCCUCUCUGGCAGACGGCACGCAACCAUUCACCCUGGCUGGGCCCGACGAGACUCCCCAGAUGCGUCGGGCUCACGAGCCAUUUGUCCAGCCUGGCUAUGCCGAGUUGAAUCCUGAGUAUGAGCAAGGAGUUAAUGCAAGACCAGUUUGGAGUUUGGCAAAGCCUCUACCGCGCGUCGUGAGACCCGGCAUGGUGCCUACGCUAGAGGAGCUGCGACAGGCCCAUAGACAGGCCCCGUGGCCGGCAGCUCGCUCACAUCGCGCUGGCCUGGAUGUUGAUCCUGACGAGUUGACAAAAGGUCGCAUUGUGUCAACUUCAAACCCACUGAAGAUCGCAGCCCAAGUCGAAGAUGCUCGCAUCCAGCGCGAGGCCAAUUUGGCAAAUAAGAUCCUGCGAGGGGAUACGGCAUCAUUGUCAUCGUCCUCUCGUCGGUUGAGACGCGCUUCCACCUGGGCCCUGCCGCCAGACCAGCUCGCCACAGUACCGGAAGGCGAUACUCCGCCAGACGCAGAAAUCAAUCAACCGUCGGAAGAACCCCAGGAGACUGACCCUCUCCUGGUAGACGAACCAAAUGAGCUAGACUUCGCGACACUGGAAAAGUGUGAUGACCUGCACCCUUUGGUGGAGGAGUUGGUCGAAGAAGAAGUGCACAAUCAUCACACAAUAUGGUCCGUCGUGCGUACUCACUAUCGUGAAGCCUUGGCCGAGGCAUUGUCGGUGUACGUGCAGCUCACCCUCGGCUUCGGCGCCGAUCUCGCCGUCACUUUGGCCAACGCAGGAAAUCCUAACACCACUGCCUGGGCCUGGGGUUUUGCCACCAUGUUGGCCAUUUACAUCUCCGGUGGUGUAUCUGGGGCUCAUCUCAACCCUGUGAUCACUCUCGUGCUGUGGUUCUAUCGCGGGUUCCCAACGCGCAAGAUUCCGGGCUACUUUGCCGCUCAGUUCUUCGGGGCCGUCUUCGCUGCAAUGACCGCGUACGCUCUGUACUAUCCGUCCAUCGAACUAUACCUCGACACCAGCUCUGAACUAGGCAUCCUGAACAGUUUUGUGACUGGACCGCGCGCCCCAUGGAUCGGGCCCCCGACUGCCUUUUUCACCGAAUUCGUCGGUACAGCUUUCCUGACGAUCGCGGUUCUCGCUCUCGGCGAUGAUCAGAAUGCACCGCCUGGUGCUGGCAUGAAUGCCCUCAUCCUGGGCCUAGUGAUUACUCUCUUGAGUAUCACGUUUGCCGACCAGACCGGAGCAGCCUUCAACCCCAGUCGGGAUCUGGGCCCCCGACUUGUUUUACUGGGACUGGGGUAUGGCGCCGAGUUGUUCACUGACCCAUAUUGGCUUUAUGGGCCGUGGCUGGGAGCCUUGACCGGUGCCGCCACCGGCGCCUUUCUGUAUGAUUUGCUGGUUUUCACCGGAGGAGAGUCACCCGUCAACUACCCGAUAGAACGAGCUCAAAGGGCCCUACGCAAAACCGCUGUGCCAGGGCGCAAGGACCGCGGCCGCAGAGCAAGUGCUCCGGAGCAUGUGCCAUAGUCGGCCGGGAUCUUCGUUCUUUAUUCGCUGGAGCCACUGCCGGAUACGAUAACAAAAUAUCGCCUUCGAAGCUUUCUGUUCUGCUUGCUCUGCCCACUAUGAUUGAGGAUUAUGCGAUUUUGUGAAUCUAAUUGGGGGUACUGUUGGAUCGAUAGUGAAUAAUUGUAGACAAGCGUGCCAUGUGAGCGGCCAUGUAGUCUCGUACGAUGGUGUCACAGCAUAACUGGUUGAUCGCUGCAGAUGCCUAUGGCACAAAUGAUAGUUCCCGUCAGCUAAUAGAAGAUAUCCCAUAUCCCCUCAGCUUUGAGCAACCUCAGG
Messenger RNA from Aspergillus melleus, 2061 nucleotides. RefSeq names its product MIP/aquaporin family protein. NCBI's taxonomy places the organism in Eukaryota, Fungi, Ascomycota, Eurotiomycetes, Eurotiales, Aspergillaceae. The transcript has 2 exons. The coding region runs from base 46 to 1743 and encodes 565 amino acids. Gene Ontology annotation, molecular function: water channel activity; glycerol channel activity. The record is from RefSeq and is a predicted model, not a curated record. Gene Ontology annotation, cellular component: plasma membrane. Gene Ontology annotation, biological process: water transport; glycerol transmembrane transport.